This is a messenger RNA of Erinaceus europaeus (western European hedgehog), 8818 nucleotides long. It is a transcript of the gene PPM1L, whose product is annotated as protein phosphatase, Mg2+/Mn2+ dependent 1L. The transcript has 4 exons. The record is from RefSeq and is a predicted model, not a curated record. Gene Ontology annotation, molecular function: protein serine/threonine phosphatase activity; cation binding. Gene Ontology annotation, biological process: protein dephosphorylation. The coding region runs from base 404 to 1486 and encodes 360 amino acids. Lineage: Eukaryota; Metazoa; Chordata; Mammalia; Eulipotyphla; Erinaceidae.
CGCGCGAGCCUGGGCGCUCCCCGAGCGACCGCGGCGGGCGUGAGGUGGGGCGGGGCGCCGGGGCGCCGGGGCGGGGCCGGGGCGGGCUGAGGCGGGGCCGCCUGCCUCCCUCCCCGCCUGCCCGGGCUCGGCUGUUCGGGCUGCGUCCCAGCUCCGCGCACCUCAGCUCGGCCCCCGCGGAAACUUUCGCCUCGCGGCGGCGGGCAGCUCGCACAACCGACCUCGCCGGAUUCCCGGAGCCCCGUCCCCGCCGCUGCACCUGCUCCGCGCGCCCCGGAGACCUCGCGCCCGCGGCGGCCUCGGGGACCGCGACACAAAGGCGCGGGCGGCCGCGCUGCCUCGCUCCCUCCCCGCCCGGGCCUCGCCGCCCCCCCUGCGGCGCCCGCCGGGCGCUGGAGCCCCGAUGAUAGAGGACACCAUGACCCUGCUGUCGCUGCUGGGUCGCAUCAUGCGCUACUUCUUGCUGAGACCCGAGACGCUGUUCCUGCUGUGCAUCAGCCUGGCGCUGUGGAGCUACUUCUUCCACACGGACGAGGUGAAGACCAUCGUGCAGUCCAGCCGCGACGCCGUGAAGAUGGUCCAGGGCAAGGUGGCCGAGAUGAUGCACAACGACCGGCUGGGCGGGCUCGACGUGCUGGACGCCGAGUUCUCCAAGACCUGGGAGUUCAAGAGCCACAACGUGGCCGUCUACUCCAUCCAGGGCCGCCGCGACCACAUGGAGGACCGCUUCGAGGUGCUCACCGACCUGGCCAACAAGACGCAUCCGUCCAUCUUCGGCAUCUUCGACGGCCACGGGGGCGAGACUGCAGCCGAAUAUGUAAAAUCUCGACUCCCAGAGGCCCUGAAACAGCAUCUUCAAGAUUAUGAAAAGGACAAAGAAAAUAGCGUAUUGUCUUACCAGACCAUCCUUGAGCAGCAGAUACUAUCAGUUGACCGAGAAAUGCUAGAAAAAUUGACCGUAUCUUAUGAUGAAGCAGGUACCACAUGUCUGAUCGCACUCCUGUCAGAUAAAGACCUCACGGUGGCCAACGUGGGUGACUCACGCGGGGUCCUGUGUGACAAGGAUGGGAACGCCAUCCCUUUGUCUCACGAUCACAAACCCUACCAGCUGAAGGAGAGGAAGCGGAUCAAGAAAGCUGGUGGCUUCAUCAGCUUCAAUGGCUCCUGGAGGGUGCAGGGGAUCCUGGCCAUGUCUCGCUCCCUGGGUGACUACCCACUGAAAAACCUCAAUGUGGUCAUCCCAGACCCAGACAUCCUGACCUUUGACCUGGACAAGCUGCAGCCUGAAUUCAUGAUCCUGGCAUCUGACGGCCUCUGGGAUGCCUUCAGCAACGAGGAGGCCGUCCGCUUUAUCAAGGAACGCCUGGAUGAGCCACACUUCGGAGCCAAGAGCAUCGUGCUGCAGUCGUUCUACCGGGGCUGCCCCGACAACAUCACAGUCAUGGUGGUGAAGUUCAGGAACAGCAGCAAGAUGGAAGAGCAGUGAGCCCAGGAGGGGUCUCUGCUGCCUCGUGCUCGGCCUUCCAGCAGACUGGCCUCUUAACAUAGUGAAAGGUGGGAGUGGUGUAGCUAGGCUCACCCAGCCCAGCCACAGGUCCCCCUCCCCGAUGACUGUAGGUCUGGACUCGGUGUUGGGCAGAGCUGCUCCUGGCUAAUGUCAUCGAGAGGCUACAAAACAGCUUCCUCCUGUCCUCCCCAAGUCCUUCCUCCAGUUGUUCAAAGUCCAUAGCUGUAGAUCUCCAUGUAGGAAGUGAAUGGCAUGUGUGCCGGCUUGUCUCCCUGAUAAGAUUUGCUCCAAGGACUGGAGGCCUAGCUCACCAGGUAGGGCGCUGCCUGGGCAUACACUUGGCCCCAGGUUCCAGCCCCAGAGUCACACAGCAGGGGCCAUAGCACUGGUGAAAUCUCCAGCCCUGUGGGUUCUUUUCUUCAUGCUGCUUUUCUCCCUCUCUCUCUCUCUCUCUCUCUCUCCAUCCUUUCCUCCUUCCCUCCCUCCCUCCCUCUGAUGGGAACUUGUGUUUGGAGCAGUAGUAGGACAGGCCACCUGAGCCAUGGCUGUGACAAUGGCCCUUCCCUGAGAGGCAGUCCUGAGCAUGCCUUGCCCUCCUGAGCUUAGGCUUCUGCUCAGCAGUAACCCAGAGGCAGAUUCAGAAUUUUUCCUCAUCCUUCCACUACAGCUGGAGAGGAGACUGCAAGAGGCAUGAGGAGGACAGCACCCACAACAGAAGUAGCCUUUGGUCCUCGCACCCUGUCUUAGUCAAGUAGGCUUUCCAUACCAUACCUGGCAGCCUCUGUACCCGGGUCUGGAUUGUGCAUGACCCUAACUUUCUAUAACAGGUUCCUGUCAAACUUCACCCCCGGACACCACUGCACCCCUCACCCCCGUCUUUUGCCUUCUAUUACCAAAAACCCCACCAGGGGAAGUGGCUAGCACACCUCCUAGUCACCACCCCUACCCCUUUUAUGUCUAGGGUGCCUGGAGGAAGCUGAAGGCUCAGUGAGAAGUCCCAGGGCAUCUUUGACUAUUUGUGUUGGAAAGGGGACCUGUGAGGUUACCUCUUAGAACUGAGCUCUGGCUGCCAGCCUAGUGUAGUUUUCUUUCUGUUUUGCUUCAUUUUCUGAAUCUAGUUGCUAUCCAGUGUUCAAGCAGUGUUCUGAAACGCAGCAGCCUGGUACCAUGUGUGUACCCCUACAAGGCACACUUUGGUCAAGAGCUAGGGUGCACUUCUCCUUGACAAAAGAGAGGGGCUGCAAGCCACCUCGCCAGUGCAGAGAGCCCUGUUUGCAAUGGCCAGAAGCCAGUGGGGAUCUAAGUUUGAACCCUUAUAGUAAGAGACCCAAAGCACUUUCAUGGCCAGGCUUGCUGCUCGCAGGCUCCUAUGACCAAAGUCAGGUUUCCAAUCUCAGUAUUAUACAAGGUAAUUCCCAGAAGGCACUCAGCCAUCCUCUUGGCCUGAGUGAGGUGGCACUAACAGCCUAACAAGAUUUCCAUUGCAUCCCUACCCCACUAUGGCUGAAGUACUCCAUGACUGCCUGGUUUCAUUCUUCCUGAGCCUGGAAUCUAGCAUUAGAGCUUCUCAAAGACCCUAUCCUCUGACCACCUGCUGCUCCCAGUGCCCCUACCCUUCUUCAGCUGUGGUCCUUUCCUCAAAGCAGGUUCUAGAAAAAAAGUGAGAGGAAGAUGCCCUGGUGGCUGCCAAGGGCUGAGGUCUGUGACAGUAGGUUUUCCAGCAUGAGAAUUAGAACUCAGGCUUAUUAUUUUUCUUUCAGUCAUAAAAUGUACAGAGGUAAUGUGCAUUUACCUCUUAAGAGACUGUACAGUGAGAUGUAUGUUUUAGGGGUAAGGGUCUGAGGGGGAUGUGGAUAGCGUGCUGGUUGUGGUCCCUGGUGGGCUGGGCAGGCCUGGUAGGCUGAGUGUGCCUGGUGAUUUGGAGCAUCUGAGAGUAGACUUAGCAAAGUCCACCACCUCUCUGGAGCCUUUGAUGAUACACAGUUGCUUCUCUUCCCUUUUAACCCAAUUCCUAAAUCCAUCUUUCUUUAAUUUCAUGACUGUUGACAUUGGUGCUGUCUAGAAUGAAGAGUGAGGUUUUGGUGACAAGGAAAGAAAAAGCUAAAAACAAUCCCUGCAACAUGCAGGAGUGUAGGGCUGGCCUUCCUUCCAGUCAAGGGUCCAGGGACCUCUUCUCAUGUUUCCUACGUAGAACUGAUUCACUGCUGAUUUCACCCAAGCUGGGUGGUUAUUCCCUGCUCCCCUCCUGCCUCUCUGCCUCCUGUUCAGACUGUAAUUGUAGCAGAGCACUGUGGCAAAUCAGGAGCAGGCUGACUCGAAGCCACUCCUGAUAUCAGGUUGCCUGUUUUCCAUUCCUCCAGUCCUGGAGCUCUCUCUCCCCCUAAGCCUGUUCCCAUGGCUGAGGGUCUGAGGCUGUCACACUAGGGGUGGUGGCUCACCAGCUGCUCCCAGCUCUAUGGACAGGGAAGGUUGAAUCUGGCCAUGAGAGGACUAAGUAGAGAAGUGUGCAUGUAACACUGCCCUGAAUAGAACUGCCAGUGCUUUGGAGUCAUCGGUCGCCUGACGCUGCCCAGACUCUCAAGCUCACAUUGCCAAUAGCCCCCCUGGUGCCAAAAGUCAAGAUGGUUUCAGUCUUUCAGGAAAACCAUUGGGAUGAAGAGGCCAAGAAGCCCCCAGCGAGAUGCCCAGCCCUAGCCUGCUCAGCUUGCUUCUCCACUGCUCAGCUAUACUCUGAAUACAGGUUGGGAGCGAGCAGUGGUGGGCAGACAGCAGGGAAUGUUUUGAAACACAUUGUACUUGUGAUUCGUUAAUCAAAGGAAUAAAGGAGACUUCUCUAGAAAACCCCAAAGCCAGUGCCUGAGCCCUGCAUUGAUCUUGGUGAUUGUCUUGCCCGGGGUUCUGAACACCUGCAGUCACCGCCCUGGUGAGCCAGACUCAGGCUCCUGAACUCACCACUGCAGCCAGCACUCAAGUCUCUUCCUGGCUGUCCAGGGAAGGACUGGCCUCAUGAGUCUCGAAUGUGUGAUCACAGUGUCACAGAGUGCUUGAUAGCAUGAAGGAACAUAUCUGCAGGCUGGAUAAUCUCAAGCCUCAUUUUGCACAAGUGUUAGGACUCCAGCCCACAUUCUUCUGCAGACAGGACUUCAGGAGAGUCACGGCUGCAUCAUUUCAGCCCUUGCUAUGAUCGUGUAAGCAAACAGCCACACUGCCAGCAGCAUCCCUGGGCUAGCGGGCGAGCUGCAGAGGGAACCACAGCUCUUUCCUUGUUGGCUCGACCUCACUUUCCCCGAUUUUCCCAGGGUUGUUAGAUCUAAUGCUCUUGCAGUUGAGUUGGUGCAGAGGUUUGGAGAGGGUAGCAUAUCAGGUGGGUGGGAGAUAGCCCACCUGGUAGAGUGCAAGCUUUGCCAUGUUCAAGGAUACCUGCACAGGGGAAGCUUCAUAAGUGGUGGGGUGGUGCUGUGGUAUCUCUCUCUCUGUCUUCUCUCCCUCUCUGUUUCUCAGCCUCUGUCUUGAAAAAAAUAGAAAAGUCAGGACAAGAUGGAUAAGGGCAGUGGCACACCCAGUAGAGGGCAAACACUACCAUGUAUGAGGGUUAGGGUUCAAACCCCCAGUCCCCAUCUACAGGGGGGGAAGUUUCACAAGCAGUGGGGCAGUGCUACAAGUGUCUUCUCCCUCUUCAUAUCUUUUUUUUCUAUCUCUAUUAGAAAGAAGAAAAGUAUGUGGGGGGGGUGGCUGCUGGGAACAGUGUACCACCCUGCAGGCAUUGAGCCUCAGCAAUGCUGGUAGCAAAAGGGAAAGGAGAGGAGAAGAGAGGAGAGGAAAGAGGAGGAGGAAAGUAAAGAACCUACCAGAAACGGUACAGUCAUGCAGGCACAGAGUCACCAGUGAUUACCCUAGUUACAAAAGUUCUUUGUUUGUUUGUUUUUAAUGAAAAGGCAGCAUUUCAUUGUGCAUUUUAAAGUAUGGAAACAAAUGCUCUGGAGAAAGCUUUAUGUUUCUCUUUCUGGCCCACAUUAGACUGACCUUCCCUUGAUAUUCCCCCAGCCUGUCUUUGUGUGUCACACCAGCAUUCCUAACUCUGCAGAAAUGACAGGGCUGUUAGAGCCCUCUGGGCCCCGGGGACUUACAUCUAGAUUCAAGUGUGCUAUCUAGCUUGAUGUCACAGGAGAAAUAAAUUUCAGUGUUCCCCAAAAUGUGUCCCACAGAACACACAUUCCAAAGAUGUUUUUUUUUCUAAGAUAAGUUUCCAGAGUCAAGAAGUUUGAGAAAGGCAGUGCAUCUUGAGAUGUCCCCUUCCUGUGACAACAAAAAUUGUACAAAUUAACAUUCCCUCCAGAAAGUGAUAUUGAAACGGAUGGAGGGGUAGCAGGUGGCAGUGAGAAUCGAUGCAUAAGCACACUGAAGAUCCUAAUUUAAAUUUCUCAGAUGGGUUGUAUUAUAUGUGUAAUUUCUGUGUCUCCCAGAUUAAUUGGCCAGCUGAGCUUUUUUGUUGUUGUUGUUAUUGUUCAGUACUCCAUGCUGACUGACUUUCUCAGAUAGAAAGAGACAGCAGCUUGGGGGGGGGGGUGUGCAGUGGAACUCUCAAGCAUGAUGUCCUGAAUUAGAUCCCUGGUGUUGCCUGUGUUGGUGUGGUGCUCUGUUUCUCAUUUAAUUAAUUAUUAAUUUAUCUAAUUCAUUACUGAUUUAUUUAAUUCAUUAAUAAGUCUUUAAAGAGAGAAAAGAAAGGAAAGACAGAGGAAGAGAAGGAAAGAUACCACAGCACUGACGCUUCCUCCAGUGUGGUAGGACCCCAGGCUCUGACAUGAGUGGUCCACACUCGUGGCAAAGCAGAUGCACUGUCCAGGUGUGCUGUUUGCCAGCCCUUCAGAAGCUGUUUUUAAUUUAAUUAACAUCACACUGUGAUAGGUUUCAGGUAUGCACCACUACAAAAUGUACAUGAAAAGCAGCAUGUGCACCACUGAAAGUCCUUUUCUGUCUUUAGCAUACCAUGUCCCCUGUGUCCUGACAGACCCAUCCCUACCCCUCCCUUCUGGUAACCACUAAUCAGCCGAACAGCCCAAAAGUUUAUUUGUUGUUUUAUUUAGUUCACAUUUAGUUUCAUUAAGCAGAAUACUCUCCAGGUCUAUCCAUGUUGACAGUGGCAGGGUCUGUCUCCUUUUUUAUUGCUGAAUUGUACUCUAUUGUGUGCAUACAUGCCAUCUUUAUCCAUUGGUUAGUAGUGAGCACUUACUUACAUUGUACAGAAACUUCUGCGAGUGAUACUUGGUAACGUUCGAAGGAGCUUGUGCACUGCAUUACCUAGGUGGGAAAUUCUGCCACAUGGAAAUACUGUUGUUUUGUCUGUUCUAACAGCUGUACAAUUUGCCAUGUAGAAGCAUUAAUUGUUUUGCACAAGAGACUGCCUUGCUCAUGAAAGCAGUGUUAAGAAAGAGUACCUCAAAGUGAGUAGCAGCGGUCUGUCUCAGAUAGCAGAGCUCAGCAGUCCUGCUCUAAACACCCCUCCCUUCUCUCCCAUGAAUGGCAGCAAGUCUUGCCAGAGCAAGACAGUCCUCACUCGGGUCCAUGCCUAGAACUUUGAGUGGCUUUUUAAAAAUUACCUUUGUUCUCCACACUGAGUCAAAAUAUAUUUCACCAUCAUGUGGUAGGAAGAAAAAAAAAAUCUGAAAAAUCAGAAAAAAAGGGAGAAAGGCAUAUUGGGUUUUAAUUCAUUUUUUAAAUUUUAACUCAGUGCCUGUUGUGUAAAGAAUAUGUAAUUCAUGACCUUGUGUCCUGCCACUUUCUUCUGUUAUCCUCUUCAGAAUUAAUGAGGUAAUCUGAAACUGAAACAUAUUUUUCUACACUUCCCUUUCACAACUUAUGGAUAAAUUAAUUUGGAUGAAUCAUAUUUUCCCUGGAAUCCAAGUCUUGACUCCAGGCCCCAAAUUGUCACUGAACAGUCAGUGAGCAGUGUGUUGGAAAAGCUUUAAGUCAGGACCCUACAGUGAAGUAAAUCUAAUUGAAACCCCAGACUACAUGAAUUUAUGGUAAAAUUAUUAACUUGCACCUGGUAUUUAGUAGUGCACCCAGAUCUCGAUAUUAUCUGGAAUAUUCCAGAAUCAAAAGUGAAAUCAGGCAGACCUGGAAGGACAAGUGACAGUUGAAACACUGGGGCCUCCUUCACAGAAUGUGCUUGGAAAGACGUUUUCUAACAUACGAUUUUCUGCAAACUGUUUUUAACGUUGAUACUUUGUGUCCAUUGUUUUUUUUUGGCACCUCUGUUAUGUCGAAGACUGCAGUCAGGGUUAUGGUAGUUGCUGUGUGUUUAGUAAUAACCCCAUCAUCUGUACAAUAACUUCAGUCAAGUGAACUAAGGUCUUUGAAGAGCACAUGUGCUGACUGUUGAGUCUCAUCAUUCAAAGCCUCACCAAAAGCCAAGCAAACAGCAAAGGUGGAGCUGAUAUUUAGAUAUACGGUUCUGGGCCAAGGAGAUAACAUAAUGAUGAUGCAAAAAAAAAAAAAAAAAAAGACUCUCAGGCUUGAAGCUCUGAAGUCCCAAGUUCAAUCUCUGAUACCACCAUAAGCCAGGACCGAGUGGGGCUCUGGUCACAAAGGAAAUAAAUAAGCAAAAAUAAACAGAGAUGUGGUUUUAUUUAUUCUAAAAGUUCUAUAAUCUGGCACCAGGGCCCAGCAUCCCUGGCUCUGAAUGGGAGCAAAUUACUGCUGUGAGCACUUGUCUAAUAGGUUGGGGUUAGAGGAAGGAGACUAUUUGUGGGGAGGCUGGGCCAGCAAAGCAGAACCAUCUGCCUGCACUCACCACCCCUGGAGGAGUUGGCCAUCCACCAACCACAUUCAUUCAUCACCUUUUGUCAGGAGGCAAAUAGAGGUUAAAAGUCCACGCGUCACCACGCAUCAUAUUCCAUCUGAAUAGGUAGCUGGUGCAUAACUUAAAAUGUGUAGCCAAAGUAGAAGUAAUUAAUAAUGGAAUUGACAGGGACAGGAGGGGGGCCUUUGGGACACUCAGACAUUAAAAAUACAGGGGGAAAAAAGCGAUUAUAAGGAAAACGUGUCUGACUCAACUUUCUCACCAAGCAGAGGUUGUAUUUAUUGGUGACUGCUAACACCUGCUCAUAGAUCAAUAGGCAGCAGCUGUGCCCAUUUCCCCCUAUUCAGAUGCAAGCCUUCCCCUCUAGAGUAUUGAUCUGCUAAUGCUUUGCUUGCUGUGUUAAUGAAGACAGGAUUUUAAAGCUUGCUUUUUAUAGGACUGAUGGAAGAAUCAAUUUUAAGAACAAGAGUUUGGAACAUUUUUUUAAUAAAAAAAAAUUACAAAAUGAA